GUUCUUCCUGAUGUUCAGGUGGAAUCUCCUUUCCUGUAGUUUGAAGCCAUUGUUCCAUUGCGUCCUAGUCUGCAGGGCAGCAGAAAACAAGCUCCCUCCCUCCUCCCUAUGACUUCCCUUCACAUAUUUGUACAUAGCUAUCAUGUCUCCUCUCAGCCUUCUCUUCUGCAGGCUAAACAUGCCCAGUUCUUUAAGCCGCUCCUCAUAGGGCUUGUUCUCCAGACCCUUGAUCAUUUUAGUUGCCCUCCUCUGGACGCUUUCCAUCUUGUCAACAUCUCCCUUCAAUUGAGGUGCCCAAAAUUGGACACAGUGUGAUUCCAGGUGUGGUCUGACCAAGGCAGAAUAGAGGGGAGCAGGACUUCCCUGGAUCUAGACGCUAUUCCCCUAUUGAUGCAGACCAGAAUCCCAUUGGCUUUUUUAGCUGCCGCAUCACAUUGUUGGCUCAUGUUUAACUUGUUGUCCACAAGGACUCCAAGAUCUUUUUCACAUGUACUGCUGUCUAGCCAGGCGUCCCCCAUUCUGUAUCUUUGAUUUCCAUUUUUUCUGCCGAAGUGAAGUAUCUUGCAUUUGUCCCUGUUGAACUUCAUUUUGUUAGUUUCGGCCCAUCUCUCUAGUCUGUCACUGUGCAUGUCAAGGGAAUGACUGCCCAUUUGCCUGUCUCAAACGCCCACUCUCGAUUCCCACAAGUUGGCUUGUGGUUGGUGGAAAAUGUCAGGCGAGCGCAUGUGGACACAUGUGUUUUCUUUCUUCUCUCACCACGGGAGGCAACUGUUGCUCAGGCGACCAGAUGCAGAACGGCACAAACAAACACGGCCUCCAUGCCCAGCCGUCUCGCCUUGGUGGGGACUUACCUCUCAUUUCCUCGGCCAGAACAAUGUUUUCCAGAUGACGGACUUGUGCACCGGAGGCCCUUCCUUCCUUCUUCCUUCCCCUGGAUGUUGUUGUGUGCCUUCAAGUCAUCUCUGACUUCUAGCAACCCUAAAGUGAGCCAAGAACAAAGUUUUCUUGCAUGAGGUUUGCUGGUUUUGUCUUCUUCUGAAGCUAAGAAAAUUCAAGGGUAUGUCAUUGGUUUCUAGGACCAACCCAGGUCUCCUACAGUUAUAAUCCAAUGCUUAGACCACUCCACCAUAGCAGCACAAAAAGUCAUGUUUGCAAAGGGAGAGACAUUAAGGAGAUGGGGCAGUGGCUCUUUCAAAGAUACAGUAGAGUCUCGCUUAUCCAACGUAAAUGGGCCGGGAGAACGUUGGAUAAGCGAAUAUGUUGGAUAAUAAGGAGAGAUUAAGGAAAAGCUUAUUAAACAUUAAAUUAGGUUAUGAUUUUAUAAAUUAAGCACCAAAACAUCAUGUUAUACAACAAAUUUGACAGAAAAAGUAGUUCAAUACGCAGUAAUGCUAUGUAGUAAUUACUGUAUUUACAAAUUUAGCACCAAAAUAUCAUGAUGUAUUGAAAACAUUGACUACAAAAAUGCGUUGGAUAAUCCAGAACAGUGGAUAAGCGAGUGUUGGAUAAGUGAGACUCUACUGUAAUGUCAAUUUUCUUCAGAGGAGACCUGCCGUAAGUUCUUCCUAAUGUUUAGGUGGAAUCUCUUUUCCUGCGCACAAUUAUAUAUAAACCCCACUUGCCUAGUUUCCAACAGACCUCACAACCUCUGAGGAUGCCUGCCAUAGAUGUGGGUGAAACGUCAGGAGAGAAUGCUUCUGAAACAUGGCCAGACAGCCUGGAAAACUCACAGCAACCCAAUUUCUUCUUAUGUUUGAGAAUGAAAACCGAAUUGUUAGACAUAGACUCCUAGAUAGCUAAGGGGUAUACUGCCAUCUUGUGACUAAUCAGGAGAAACAUGGAAAAAAGGAUUUAGGAUAAUAAUUAUAAUAAUAUAAUAAUAACUUUUUGGGGCCACUGGUGGUGGCGCAGUGUGUUAAAGGGCUGAGUUGCUGAACUGGCAGACUGAAAGGUCGCAGGUUCAAACUCCAGCUCCUGCCAACCUAGCAGUUCAAAAACAUCCAAAUGUGAGUAGAUAAAUAGGUACCGCUCCGGUGGGAAGGUAACGGCGCUCCAUGCAGUCAUGCCAGCCACAUGACCUUGGAGGUGUCUACGGACAACGCCGGCUCUUCGGCUUAGAAAUUGAGAUGAGCAUCAACCCCCGGAGUCGGUCACGACUGGACUUAACGUCAGGGGAAAACCUUUACCUUUACCUUCUUUAAUAAUAACUUUAUUUUUGUAUGCCGCUUCCAUCUCCCCGGGGGGACUCUGAGCGGCUUACAUGGGGACGAGCCCAAUCAACAUCAUAACAUCAUAAAAUAGACAAUUUAAAACACAUACAUCAUACAUAAAACAGAACAAUCAAACCGUAGUUUAAAACAACAUAAAAUUAUAAAAGCAUAUAAACAAUCUUAAUCAAUCGUCAGUGAGUCUUUAAGAGAGCCAAUCCUAGGAUGCAUCUGUAGAAUGAAUACAGUUUGAUCCUAUUUUAACGGCUAUAGCUCAGUCUAUGGAAUUCUGGGAGUUGUUGUUUUACAAUGUUCUUAGCCUUCGAGGCCAAAUUGCGUUGCUACCUCACCAAGCUAUAACUCCCAGGAUUCCAUCGCAUUGAGCCAUGGAAGUUAAAAAUGGUUUUCAACUACAUUUAUUCUACAGUGUAGAUGCAUCCCUGGAAAGAGAAGAAACUUUGCAGAACAUUGUUAUCAAGCAAUUUAGAGCAGCAGUGGAUAGUGAGAUCCAAGCAGCUGUGGGUUGAGCCUGGUGGGGAAAAGAAGUCAAUAAUUCCAGAAUAGAUCUCACCAAGUUGAAGCAGAAGCCACCGAGGUAUUUAUUUAAUUCCAACACCCUUCUUAGUGAUGUCAGAGUUCUAUACUUUUUCUUUGCAACUUAUGUUUUGAGAUUGGGUUUUUGUUUGUUUUUUGUUUUGCUUCUACCAUCAUCAUCUUCUUCAUCAGAGGAGGAAAAAGAAGAGGAAGAGGAAGCAACUAUCCUAUAUCUGGGGUUAUUGUGUGUUUUCCGGAUUAUAUGGCCAUGUUCCAGAAGCAUUCUCUCCUGACAUUUCGCCCACAUCUAUGGCAGGCAUCCUACACCUCACAGUUGGCCUAUACUUCUCUCUGACUAUUUGUUAAACUGUGAGCACAUCAUCUCCACAGAUUUUUUUUAUUCCCCCUCCUGUCUUUAAAAAAAGUCUUACUGACAGUUUGAAAAAAAUGCCCUUUUUGUUUUAACAUUCCCAAACACGGGGGGGAAAAACUUUUCUGGGCUACCACUUCCAGAAUUCUCAGCCAGCAGACCAACUAGUGGCAAUGACAAUUCUGGAAAUCCGAGUUCAAAAAAGGAACUCUUCCAGGGUUUGACAACCACCACCUUCAGUUUCAGCCACUGUAAGACCUUGGCAUUGGGUUGGAAAAACUGAGCAAGAUGUGAGGUGGGAGUUGAGCACAGGGCUGAGUGCGUGACUCAGUUGCAGAGAUGUCAAUCUCACUCCUGAGGGACAAACGGCCCAGAUACCCCUCCGCCACAUCCUCUUCGCCACCUGCAAGCUGAGCAUGAACUGUCUGACAUGAAAGCCAGAGAAUGAAACACCACUCCGGCUAAACAGACCGCAAUACGGAAAGAAAGAUGAGUCAUUUAAGCAAAGUUUCAUUAAGAGAAUGCAUACAGUGGCUAACAGCUAACAGCCUCUGGCUCAAAACUUUUUUCCGAGCUAUGACAAUCCUAAAGCAACUGUAUCAUAUGAUUUCCUUGUCAAGAUUUGUCUCCUGAAGCCGAGAGAGUGUGACUUGCCCAAGGUCAUUCGGUGGAUUUCCAAUCCACGGCCGAGCAAGGAUUCGAAUCCUAGUCUCCAGAGUCCUGUGUCAGAAUUAGGAUAAAAUGAGGAGUCAUUACCAUCAUUGGGCUAACAGUGAGUGCUCACCCGCUCCCCGGAUUUGAACCACCAACCUUUCGGUCAGCAAGUUCAACAGCUCAGUUGUUUAACCCGCUGCAACACUAGGUGCAAAUUACUCCUGCACUUUGAAUACAGCAAUUGAAAUAAACUGAAGAUGAAGGUGGACAGUGGAAGAAGGAUGGAGAAACCAGGACAUUUUAACAUCAGCCGAAGAAGUCUGCAGACAGGAGAUUCACUAGAAUUGUCCCUGCCAAAAGAAGGCACUAUGCUGCUUGCAUGUAUGUAUCUGGGCUAGACGUUGGUUGCAUGUUUCCGCCUAACACCAACCACCUCAGCAGUGUCCUUACUCACAUAGACUCUCCUGUGUGUAAACAAAGCUGCUGCGGUUAAACUACCGGGCGAAUUCACGUGGCCUUUUAAAACUUCCUGUUAAGAAAACCUAGCUGUACAGCUAUGAUAGCAGCUACAUAUCGCCUGGCUUUUUUAACCGCAUGUGAAAACAGCAAGGUGCUCCGAAAAGUGUGUUUCCACCUUCCAGGAUUCAUUGUUGACAAAGCCGGGAUCAUUCCAAUGAGGGGGUCCGGAUACAUCACGCUUCCAGCCCACCUUGUCCUUAACUGGAGUGCAAUUGUGCCGUUGUUGCCAAGCCCAGGUUCAGAACACUAUAAUUGUAGUGAUCCAAGUGACAAAUUCCUGCAUUCCCUUUAUGCAGCCACAUAUACAAUCAUAUUCAUCCCGGGUCUCCUGACAAACAGCAUGGCUCUGUGGAUUCUAUGCCGUUUCAUCAGCAAGCAGAAUAAAACCGUCAUCUUCAUGGUGAACUUGGCCAUGGCUGACUUCAUCCACGUUCUCUCCUUGCCUCUGCGGAUAUAUUAUUAUGUCAAUUACAAGUGGCCUUUUGGGAGGUUCCUUUGCCAGCUCUGCUUCUACCUGAAGUAUCUCAACAUGUACGCCAGCAUAGGCUUCCUCACCUGCAUCAGUGUGCAAAGAUACCUCUUCCUGCUCUACCCGUUCAAGGCUAAAAACUGGAAGCGAAGGCAUGAUGUGGCCAUAUGUGUUGUGCUGUGGGUUGUGAUUGGAGCUGCUUGCCUGCCGUUCCCAUUGUUGAGAAGUUUUGAGAAGCCAGAGAGUUGCUUCACAGAGCUCAAAAUCAAACCAAUUGGGGGCAAGGCCCACUCCAUUGUGGUGGUAAUGGUGGCGGAGAUCAUCGGGUUCAUUGUCCCGCUUGUCAUUGUUGUCUAUUGUACCUGGAAGACCAAAGUGUCACUCCAAGAACGUCACGUCCCUUUGGAAAACACCAUGGAAAAGCGGAAGGCGUUGCGGAUGGUUUCCAUGUGCGCCACCGUCUUCUUGGUGUGCUUCACACCAUACCACAUUGUCUUCUUUUUCUUUAUGAUGGUCAAAGAAGCCGUCAUCCAAGACUGUGCCUUGAGCCAACCCAUCCUGUACCUUCACCCUUUUUGUUUAAGCCUUGCAAGCCUGAACUGUUGCUUGGAUCCCAUCCUCUACUUCUUCAUGACGUCGGAGUUCCAGGGUCAGAUAUUGAGGCACAGCAGCUUGGCCAUCCGGAGCCGUCUGAUGAGCAAAGAAAGCGCUUCUUCUGUUAAAGAAUAACUCCAGCUGGACUGGGAAUCGGACAGAGGACCAUAGACAAUGAUUCUAGCAUGUCUGGCCUUUCAUCCAGUGAAGACCAGUGUCUAACUGGGCUGGCAACCAUUCUCCUGUCUUUCAGAUGCGUGUUUUUGUUAGACUUAGGUAAAGGUAAAGGUUUUACCCUGACAUUAAGUCUAGUCGUCUCCAACUGUGAGGGUUGGUGUUAAGCCGAAGAGCCAGCAUUGUCCGUAGACACCUCCAAGGUCAUGUGGCUGGCAUGACUUCAUGGAGUGUCGUUAUCUUGCCACCGGAGCAGUACCUAUUGAUCUACUCACAUUUUACAUGCUUUCAGACUGCUAGGUUGGCAGAAGCUGGAGCUGACAGUGGGAGCUCACUCCGCUCCCGGGAUUCGAACCACCGGAGCAGUACCUAUUGAUCUACUCACAUUUUACAUGCUUUCAGACUGCUAGGUUGGCAGAAACUGGAGCUGACAGCGGGAGCUCACUCCGCUCCCCAGAUUCGAACCAACGGAGCAGUACCUAUUGAUCUACUCACAUUUUACAUGCUUUCAGACUGCUAGGUUGGCAGAAACUGGAGCUGACAGCGGGAGCUCACUCCACUGCCCGGAUUCAAACCAACGGAGCAGUACCUAUUGAUCUACUCACAUUUUACAUGUUUUCAAACUGCUAGGUUGGCAGAAACUGGAGCUGACAGUGGGAGCUCACUCCGCUCCCCGGAUUCGAACCACCGGAGCAGUACCUAUUGAUCUACUCACAUUUUACAUGCUUUCAAACUGCUAGGUUGGCAGAAACUGGAGCUGACAGCAGGAGCUCACUCCGCUCCCCGGAUUCGAACCACCGGAGCAGUACCUAUUGAUCUACUCACAUUUUACAUGCUUUCAAACUGCUAGGUUGGCAGAAACUGGAGCUGACAGCGGGAGCUCACUCCGCUCCCCGGAUUCGAACCACCAGAGAAGUACCUAUUGAUCUACUCACAUUUUACAUGUUUUCAAACUGCUAGGUUGGCAGAAGCUGGAGCUGACAGCGGGAGCUCACUCCACUCCCCGGAUUCAAACCAACGGAGCAGUACCUAUUGAUCUACUCACAUUUUACAUGUUUUCAAACUGCUAGGUUGGCAGAAAUUGGAGCUGACAGCGGGAGCUCACUCCGCUCCCCGGAUUCGAACCACCGGAGCAGUACCUAUUGAUCUACUCACAUUUUACAUGCUUUCAAACUGCUAGGUUGGCAGAAACUGGAGCUGACAGCAGGAGCUUACUCCGCUCCCCGGAUUCGAACCACCGGAGCAGUACCUAUUGAUCUACUCACAUUUUACAUGCUUUCAAACUGCUAGGUUGGCAGAAACUGGAGCUGACAGCGGGAGCUCACUCCGCUCCCCAGAUUCGAACCACCAGAGAAGUACCUAUUGAUCUACUCACAUUUUACAUGCUUUCAAACUGCUAGGUUGGCAGAAGCUGGAGCUGACAGCGGGAGCUCACUCCGCUCCCCGGAUUCGAACCACCGGAGCAGUACCUAUUGAUCUACUCACAUUUUACAUGCUUUCAGACUGCUAGGUUGGCAGAAACUGGAGCUGACAGCGGGAGCUCACUCCGCUCCCCGGAUUCGAACCACCGGAGCAGUACCUAUUGAUCUACUCACAUUUUACAUGCUUUCAGACUGCUAGGUUGGCAGAAACUAGAGCUGACAGCGGGAUCUCACUCCGCUCCCCGGAUUCGAACCACCAACCUUUUGGUCAGCAAAUUCAGCAGCUUAGCGGUUUAACCCACUGCGCCACCGGCGGCUCAGUGUUAGACUUACAGGGACUCAAUGUGAGCACUAUUGUGGGACGUACCCAGAAGAAGGACAUUGAAUGCAUUUGUUUCUUCAAAGGUCCAAAAGAAAAUCUCUGGGAGGUUUAGGAGACCUACCUGUAGAUGCUAGUAUAGCAACUGGAGCUCUUCUCUGCUGGUUGCAGAUCUUCUCAUAAGUGCAUCCAUCCCAACCACUGGAGUUUUAUGCAGAAGGCUUUCAGGGAAUGGUUUCUGUAAAACUUGUUGUUUUUGAUGUUUGCCAUCACGCUGGCACCAACUAAUGGUGGCUCUACGAAUGAGAAACCUCCAGGAAGGAACCCUGCUCAUUCAGGUCUUGCUGUGGCUUCCUUCAUUCAAUCCAUCCACUUGUUGGGUGGCCUCCUUUUUUCCUAGUGUCUUCUACCUUACUAGUUUUUCAGGCUAUUGUUAUUUAAGCUGAGUUCACACAACAAGAGAUCCAGUUGCUCCUGCUGUUCUAGUCGGGACGAUCAAUACCAUUUUGGUUUUAUCCAACUCAUCGUCUGAAUUUUCAGCUUUUUUUUCCAUGUCAGAAGCAACUUCAGAAACUGCAAGUCACUUCUGGUGUGAGAGAAUUGGCCAUCUGCAAGGACGUUGCUCAGGGGACACUUGUAUGUUUUGAUGUUUUUACCAUCCUUGUGGGAGGCUUCUUUCAUGUUCCCAAAAGGAGCUGGAGCUGAUAGAGGGAGCUCAACUGCAUUCGGGUUGGAUUCGAACCGGCAACCUUCAGGUUGGCAACCCAACCUUCAAGUCAGCAGUCCUGCCAGCACAAGAGUUUAACCACUGCGCCACUGGGGGCUCCUGCUUGAAUUUUCAGCCAUCCAUCCAUGAACUCAUAUGUUGUUAUCUCCAUAAACAUGUAUUCAAACAAUAAAAGAGUUUAGAUGAAUAAAAUAAUAGUUUUGAAGAAAAAAGUGGACGAGUUCUGUUAUCAGUUCUGCCCACCAAUUUUUCAGAUAAAUACAAGGCCGGUUCAGACAUUUAAUCUAAAAAGAAAUCCUAAAACAUUAUUUCAAUGACUGUUUGCAUUCUUGCGUAGACUUUCCCCUAAUGCACAUAUUUUUCUAUGCAUGGUUGAUUUAGGUUUUUCCAUUGCUAAAUUAGGGGAACUGAGGCAUUCAUUGGUUUGAAUGAGUAAAUUAGACCAUAUUUGAUCCAUGUUUCCCCACCCCUAGCCAUAUAUACAUUGGUCCUAGGUUUAGUUGUAAAUUUGUAGGAACAUCUCUUGUAGGAAUAUCUAUUGAUAACACAAACUAUAAAAGAAGACGUUUGGGGAACAGAGGAGCAGUACUUUUCACGCCCCCAUGAUUUCCCCCACACAAAUAUACAAGAUAAUAUUCUGCUUCUUCUUUUGAUUCUCAAAAGGCAUCCGGAUAUUCUUUACUCCUCCAGGUGCAUCCUGUGAGUUAUAUUUAACGGCAGAUUGUUGCCAAGACAAAGUAGUUGUGAGAGUGGUCCAGCAUUUCUGUGUUCUCAAAUUAUAUUAUAUGCGUCCAGGUUGGUUCGUCAAGUGCUCUGCUAUCGCUGACAUCUCUGGUUGAGUUAGUCUGCAAUGCCUUUCAUGUCAGACUACACAGAGAAGCCAUUGAAAUCCACAACCAUGCGGACAAUUUCAACAGAAAGGAGGAAACCAUCAAAAUGAAUAAAAACUGGCUACCAGUAUUUUAAAAACUCUAAAAUCAGGACAAUAAAUAAAGAACAACACUCUGAAAGAAGGGGAAUUCCAGACAGGAAACAAUCAGGGCGAGCUAACACCUCUCAACAAAGGAUUCCCCAGGCAGGAAGCAGCCAGACUUUGAAGCUGUAAGGCCAUUCAAUGCUAAAUCAAGCUAGUCAAUUGCAACAUUCACAUUUGCCUCCAACAGACAA
Molecule: messenger RNA, 9155 nt
Organism: Anolis carolinensis (green anole)
Lineage: Eukaryota; Metazoa; Chordata; Lepidosauria; Squamata; Anolidae
Product: putative P2Y purinoceptor 10
Exons: 3
Coding region: 4322-5482 (386 amino acids)
Biological process (GO): positive regulation of Rho protein signal transduction; phospholipase C-activating G protein-coupled receptor signaling pathway
Cellular component (GO): plasma membrane
Molecular function (GO): G protein-coupled receptor activity
Source: RefSeq, a predicted model, not a curated record